This is a messenger RNA of Sclerotinia sclerotiorum 1980 UF-70, 1335 nucleotides long. RefSeq lists its product with no specific name. The coding region runs from base 1 to 1335 and encodes 444 amino acids. Lineage: Eukaryota; Fungi; Ascomycota; Leotiomycetes; Helotiales; Sclerotiniaceae. The record is from RefSeq and is a predicted model, not a curated record. The transcript has a single exon.
AUGUCCCGUAAAACCUAUAAAUAUUCCCAAUCCAGGGGAUACCAAGAAAGUGAAUCUGGUGAGUACGACGCAGAUCAUGAGAAAAUCACCACAUACAAGCAAGACAGCAAGACCAAGAAAUGGGUACUUGACAUAAAUGGUAAAUUCAACAACGCAGGAAAGCCAGUCGAAACAUACAAGUACUGCAAAGCCGAUAGAGAAUAUCGUCGAGAUGUUCGUGGUAUCUACGAUAAAAAUGGAAAGGAAAUAUCAAAUCUCACAGCAGCAGUAAAUAGCGAGCGCAGUGCUACACCUAGAACUUCAGCGGGUCCAAGUAACUCGGGCUCAAGUUCACGAUCUCGUACAGAGACUAGACCUUCAUCUGGAGCGAACACCUCGAGCUCAAGUUCACGACCUCGUACAGAGCCCCGAAAUGUUCCGACAGCAGAUAAUUCAGGGGGACGACGUCUUACUACAGAGGAGAUAGAGAGACAAAAUUUGGAAGACGCCCGAGCUACAGAGCAUUACAACAACCCCGAAGCACCACCAUCUUACCAUGGUCGAGAAAGCUACGUUAACAUCGAUCGCAACAACCCCCUCUACGCAGCACAGGGCAUUCGAGGAAAUCAACCGGUUCCCAGGUACACAGCAAAUGCGCCCUCGGUACCUAAACCCACUAAUCAGACGUAUGCUCUCGGACGCGGAAAUGCGCCCUCCGCGGAAACAUUCGGCGGGAGACGCAAUCUCAAAGUUCCGUUGGAAUAUUCAUCCGGCGAUGCGAAAAAUAGACGCGGGAAUAAUAUGACUAGUAGUGGUGAAUUAUCAAGGGGCUAUAGUUCCAAUUCUCAAAAUAUGUUUAAUAUGUCUGGUUUAUCCGAGGGCUUGUCUUUUUCUUCUGAGGAUGGGGCGGAUAAGAAAUAUCGUAAGAGUGGUGCUGGGUCUGGGUCUUCUAGGAGUCAAGCGGUGGAUAAGAAUAAGGAUAAGGAGGCCGGGAAGAAGAGUAAUAAAGAGGGGAAGAAACCUGCCACUUCGUCGGCGACGACGGUCGAUAAGAAAUAUGGUAGUAGACAAAUUCCUACUUCGGGUUCAAGCUCGUUUGCUGAUGAGGAGAAUUCUUCUGAGGAUUCUCCGCCGCAACGUAGUAGGACGGGGAUAUCGGGUCGUGAGAGUGGGAGUGCAAGAUCAGAUCGUCGUCAUGCUGAUAGUACGAGUGUGAGAAAGAGGGAUACGAGUACACAGCGUAAGGAGCGGAAGAGAAAGGAUGCGGAUCAUGCUGCUGCGGCUGCUAAAAGGGAUCAUCGGGUGCAUAAACUGCAGUCUAGUAGUGAUGAUGAGUUGUAUCGUAUGCCUAGUUAG